GCCAGCCUUCAAACUGACUACGUUCUAUAAAGAGGGAAGUGCUCUGCAAAGCACCACUGGACAUGACUGAGUAUGUGAUAACCCACUCGAACCUGAAAUAUGAUCAGCCUAGAAGGCAAAAACCUGGAGACCAAGUCAGACGGGAGGAAAUGAGAAGUUACUGUGAGAACCUGCUUGAACAGCAGAGCAGCACAACAGCUCAGCUGACAGAGCGCAGAGGGGCUCGGGGCAGCCCACACCCACGGAGGAACAAUAAAGAUCCUUCAGCUACUCCUCUUCGAUGGAAGCUUGCCACCAUUGUUCUUGGGAUUCUCUGCCUGAUGCUAAUGAUAGCAGCAGGAGUUUUGGGUUACAAUGAGGUUCAGCUGGGCAGAGAGCAGGACAGCCUUGUGAAGCAAGUGGAGCAUCUCACCUCUGAGCUGAUGUCCUGCCAAACACCUAUCCUGCCUGUAACUACAAUGGAGAAGCCCAAGGACACAGGGGAGAAGUGUCCAGGGCUGUGGACUGCCCGCCAGGACAGGUCCUACCUGUUUUCUCCUGAAAAAGGAACUUGGGAGCAGUGUAAUUCCUCCUGCAUUUCUCAAUCUGCCUUGCUGCUCAUGAUAGAGAGUAAAGAAGAGCAGGGCUUCAUAACUGCAAGGUCUUUUGAAUAUGCUGAAGAUCGUGGAAGCAGUGCAUACUACUACCCGUUCUGGAUUGGAUUGUCGUUUGACUCCAAAAAGAGGAUGUGGGUCUGGACGGAUGAUUCAGCUCUCUCCUCUGGCCUGUUUGUGCUCUCAGACCCCAGUCCUCAUAAUUACGAUGGUGGAGCUUGUGCAUAUUUGCAAGGUGAUAAAGUGAAACCUGGAGGCUGUGGAGAAACUCGUUUCUGCAUUUGUGAGAAGAAGAAGAAAGCACAAGGAAAAAAAUAAACUUGAUUGACC
Molecule: messenger RNA, 923 nt
Organism: Alligator sinensis (Chinese alligator)
Lineage: Eukaryota; Metazoa; Chordata; Crocodylia; Alligatoridae
Product: C-type lectin domain family 7 member A-like
Exons: 8
Coding region: 63-911 (282 amino acids)
Biological process (GO): cellular response to molecule of fungal origin
Molecular function (GO): (1->3)-beta-D-glucan binding
Source: RefSeq, a predicted model, not a curated record